AUGUCACCCUUUGCCCGCUCUUCUACUUAUAGGCUCCGUACUGCUGCUGCUGCUGAUGGGCUCAUUCUCUCAUGGCCUGACCAAAUCGGUGCCCAGAACAAGGUAGCGAUGGUGGGGGCCUCGUCCGCCUAUUCUGCUUCGGCCGACUUGCUCGAAUCACAACGCCGCUCGUCCCUUGCAGUUCUCUCAGCGCACCGAGUCCUUUUCUUGAAGGAACGGCGACGACAAAAGUUCCCCAGCAGCGCGGGGCCCGGACACGGCGAUGUAGCCCUCUCCGGAGCACAACCGUCCCCCCCCCCCCGCAGGCCGGUAAUAAUAAGAAAUGGCACAAUGAUACUGGACGGUCUGCUCUUCAGUGCUCUUCAACCUUUUGAGGGCUCGUCCCAACCUCGUUCCACCAACAUUCGCACCACAUCACACACAUACGGCGGCAUAUCAAUCAGCCCUAACUUUGCAAUCAUGUUGCCUUCUGUCCAUGCCAUGGCUGCUGCCGCUCUGGCCUGUGCCGUCCUCACCCUUGGUGCCCCUAGUUGCAUGCCCACCGAGCAGCCGAAUUCGAAAAGGGCCCGCGCCGCCCAUAGCCCGUACUCUCUGUACCGAUCAUCAGAGCUUGCCAACAAGUCAUUGCCCAGCGUCGCCAUUCGGUCUGGUCGCUCAUAUUUCCUGCGGAGUGAGCUCGACGCUGUUGGCUCGUUGGCCGCGGCAGCCGCUGGAGUGAAGCUGCUUCUCAUUGCAUUGCGAGAGAUUUCAAAGAAGUCGCUUCUGAUUGACGAUGAGUUGCGCAGCGAGAUCGGGCCCGAGGCCACCAGCGGGUUUCUAUGCAAAGCGCUGUUCCUUUUCGCUCGACGCAUGCUCGCCGUUGGCUUUCGGACCCGGAUUCUCAAUGAGCAUCUAAAUCGCCUCGGCCCUGAAUUCUCGCCCCAGCUACUUCACAAACAGCUGACUACAAGAUGGCGCCCAAGACCACACGGGCCUACGCCUCGCCACUCCUUGGCCAGAGCCUGUCUGAAAGCCUGGAGGCGCAGCUUCCUCGACUCGAUUCUCUGUCGGCUGGCCCUCACCGUGUGCAACUUUUCACAGCCCUUUAUUUUGAGUCGCAUUAUCGGGUUUAUUGGGCACCGAGACGAGGAGCCCCUCCAGACGCAAACACGGACGCAAUACGGCUUGCUGGGGGCCUCUGCCAUUGCCUUUUACGGAAUCGCCUUUUCUCGAGCUGUAUUCGCCCAUGGCAUGAAUCGAUUUGUUACCCGCUUGCGUGGUGGCCUGAUUAGCCUGAUCCUUCAUAAGGAGCACAAGCUGGUGGAAGCAGAAGCAAGGAAAGCGGCCGCGGAAACGUUGAUGAGCGCUGAUAUCGAUGGUAUAGCGACUGGUGUCCCGCGCUGCCUCGAGAUUCCCAUCGGAAUGGUCGAGAUUGGGCUUGGCAUUUAUAUGCUGUCCAGCUUUACCGGACUGUCUGCCUUGGUUGUGAUUGCGCCCAUGACUUCAACGACCAUUGCCGCUUACAUUAUCGGACUGCGCUUGGCGUCGUUGUUUUCAGCAUGGAACAAAUCUAUCGAGACUCGAAUCGCCAAGACUUCUCGGAUCUUGUCUCAGAUCACGGGGAUCAAGACACUUGGGCUGGGACCUACUGUCGCUGUAUUUCUUCAGCAGCUUCGUAUCGACGAGAUCGAAACGUCAAAGGCCUUCCGGCAGCUGCAGGCGUUGAGCAUGGUACCGAACAUGCUUGGCGAUUUAAUCACACCACUUGUCGUGAUUGCUGCGGCAUUGUUUGGAACAGCUUUUGGAGGCAAGAUGGAGGCGGUCAAAGUCUUUCCUAUCCUGACCGUGGUUUCCCUCAUCCAGAGACCCCUGCUCUCUGUUCUGCAGUCGUUCUCGACCGUUUCAAGCAUGCUGGCUUGUUUCUCCCGCAUCCAGAGCUAUCUAUGUCUCCCCGAUUGGAAAGAUUGCCGAGCAGCUUCCACUUGGACACCGAGCACUGAAGAGUGCAGCCCCUCGACGCCACAGCAGCCAAACAACAGCAUGAUAUAUUUCGACAAUGCCGAUCUUGCACCCUAUGGAACGACCGAGGCACUGUUGCGCGGGGUCAGCUUUCGAAUCUCACCGGGCUCCAUUACUGCCGUUAUUGGCUUGACAGGCUGUGGCAAGUCGACGCUUUUGCGAGGUGUGCUCGGCGCUGUCGAGGUGCUUGCCGGGUCAAUCAAGGUCAACACAAGCGAUGUUGCGUACUGCGGGCAGGUUGUCUGGCUCCGAAACACGUCGAUCCGAGAAAAUAUCACCGGCCAUCUCCCCUACGACAGUGCAAAGUUUGCCCGCGUCAUUCGGGCCUGCUUUCUCGAGGAUGACCUCCAAUGGCUCCCUGGCGGAGAGGAUUACAUCGUCGGCACGAAUGGAGCGAAUCUGAGCGGCGGCCAGCGACAGCGCGUCGCAAUCGCCAGGACUGCAUACUCGGAGUGUGCCGUGAUUGUGCUGGACGAUGCAUUCAGCUCAUUGGACUCGGAAACCGCCGUUACUCUACUCUACCAGCUUUGCGGCAAGAGAGGACUUUUCCGCCAAGCUGGGUGUACGGCGCUCAUCGCUACCUACUUGCCGGCCUGCCUGGACUUGGCCGAUCAGGCAAUUUAUAUCGAUGGCCUGGGAAAUGCCACGCUCAAGUCCAUGCAGCAGCUCUCGCAGUAUACGGGACUCUUGGCAGCGGCCUUGAGCACUGUCAAUACCAAUGCAUCGGCGGUCCAAGAGACGAGAGACCUCGCCAAUCUUCGCCGGUCCCUGGAUGCAAGCCGUCCCGCUUCUUCGGACGCAAACGACGAUGCGGUGCGCCAGCGCGGCAGCCUGUCUCUCUAUGCCAUCUUUAUACACCCGAUUGGUUGGAUCAGUGCCGCUCUGUACGCUGUUCUCCUCACUUUUUCCGCGGGCACAGAAGUCAUGCCCGAGAUCUACAUCCGAAUCUGGAUCGACGUCGACCCAACCAACGAGUCCUUCUUCGCCGGCUAUACGUUGCUCAUUGCGACUGCUUGUCUUACCGCCUUGCUGCAGUACUGGCUGCUCUACACACAGCUCUGCCCGCGCGCAUCGGCGAGUCUGCACAAGGACAUUGUACGGGCCACGCUCGGAUCGACGCUUUGCUUUGUGUCGACGACAAAGACUGGAACGCUGGUGAAUCUCUUCAGCCAAGACAUGACCUUGAUCUCCAGAGACUUGCCCGCCGCUCUUCUCGCAGUACUGUAUGCCGCCUCCAACGCCGUGUCUAACAUUGGCAUUGUUCUUUCUGGCGCGACGUAUCUCUCUUGCGUAGUACCCGCGCUCCUUCUUGCCUUGUACUUUAUCCAGCGCUACUACCUGCGCACAUCCCGCCAAGUUCGGCUCAUCGACCUGGAGAUGAAGUCCCCGCUGUAUACCUACUUUGAGGAGACUGCCGCGGGGCUGAUGCACAUUCAAGCGUUCAAGUGGGAGGAGAAGAACAUUGAACGCGGGCUCACGCUGCUCCAGGACUCGCAGAAGCCGUACUAUGCUCUGCUCACCAUCCAGCAGUGGCUCCGGCUCGUCCUUGGCUUGCUGAAUGCAUCGCUUGGCACGCUCCUUGUGGCGCUGUCCCUCUUCUCGCGGCACGGCUCCUCCCAGUCAGCCAUUGGCCUGGCCUUUAUGGGCCUCAUAUUUGUCAGUGCAUCGCUUGAGCUGACCAUUGACGCCUGGACGAGGCUCGAGACGUCUUCCGGGGCGCUGAGCCGGAUUUCGCAGUUUCGGGAGCGCACGCCGCAAGAGCCGCGCCAGUCGCGGGACAAGCUGCCCGAGAACUGGCCCUCGCUCGGACAGGUCGAGUUCAUCAAUGUCUCUGCCUACUACUCCGACGACCCCGCCGCGCCGCCGGCGCUGGACAAUAUUUCUCUCGCCGUCUACCCCGGGCAGCGCAUCGGCAUCGCCGGCCGGAGCGGCGGCGGCAAGAGCACGCUUCUCCUGACCAUGCUCGGAUUUCUCGCCUACAAGGGACGACUGGAAAUCGACGGCGUCGACGUGGCCUCUGUCUCGCGCGACGAGCUCCGGUCGCGUCUCGUCACCAUCACGCAGGACCAGAUCGUGUUUGACGCAAGCGUGCGCACCAACCUGCUGCCCUUUGCCAUGAACGACGCGGCCGGCGGCGGCGGCGGCGGCGGCGCGCCCGGGGACGAAAAGGCGGCGGCCCAAAAGGACGCCGCGCUCGAGCGGCUGCUCAAGGACCUGCGCAUAUGGGCGCCGCUCACCGGCAAGGGCGGCCUCGACGCCAUGAUGCACGAGGUGGGCUACUCCAAGGGCCAGCGGCAGCUGCUCUGCAUCGCCCGCGCGAUCCUGCGACAGCGCGAGACGGGGUCCAGGGUGGUUUUGGUAGAUGAAGCGACCAGUAGUGUGGAUUCGUCGACGGAAGCGACGGCUCACCGGGUCAUGAGGGACAACUUCCGCGGCUGCACCGUCUUGACCGUGGCGCAUCGUCAGUCGAGCUUGGCCCAUGUCGAUGCUGUUGUUCGGCUGCAUCGAGGAGUGCUCCUUGGCUCGGCCCAAGAGCGAACUGAGUCGGAUUCAUCCGACGAGGAGGUGUAA
Messenger RNA from Cordyceps militaris CM01, 4569 nucleotides. Its product is annotated as canalicular multispecific organic anion transporter 1. Gene Ontology annotation, biological process: transmembrane transport. Gene Ontology annotation, molecular function: ATP hydrolysis activity; ATP binding; ABC-type transporter activity. Gene Ontology annotation, cellular component: membrane. The transcript has 4 exons. The coding region runs from base 1 to 4569 and encodes 1522 amino acids. NCBI's taxonomy places the organism in Eukaryota, Fungi, Ascomycota, Sordariomycetes, Hypocreales, Cordycipitaceae. The record is from RefSeq and is a predicted model, not a curated record.